Molecule: messenger RNA, 2805 nt
Organism: Theobroma umbraticum
Lineage: Eukaryota; Viridiplantae; Streptophyta; Magnoliopsida; Malvales; Malvaceae
Product: RNA-binding KH domain-containing protein
Molecular function (GO): RNA binding
Source: RefSeq, a predicted model, not a curated record
CUGCAACUCUCAGUAACCUUAACACACGCCCACCCCACAAGAAAACAUUAAACUAGUUUUAAAAAAAAUAUAUUUUAUCCUUUUUAAGACGGCGCAAGAGAAAGAAACAAACCCAGGAAUUUAAAAAAAAAAAAAAGGACAAAGCUUUGGUUUCAGUUUUCUUCCAAAUGCAAAACCCCUACAACCGUCGGAGGGGACGCCAAGGCCCACCUGUAACGAUCGUUCCCUUACCAGGGGAGGUGUCAUUUCGUAUUAUCUGCCACGUGUCAUCCAUCGGAGGAGUCAUCGGGAACUCCGGCGCCGUUGUUUCUCAACUUCGCCGCGAGACUUCCUCUCGAAUACACUGCGAGGAACCGGUUCGCGGGUCGGCACACCGGGUUAUAUUGAUAGUCGGGUCGGGAUCCGUUGAGAGGCGGUUUAGUUUGAGUGAGGGAGAAGAAUGUGACGUGUCGUGUGCUCAGGAAGCGAUGGUUAGGGUUUUCGAGCGCGUGUGGGUAGUGGAAGCUCAGAGAGAGUGGGGAAACGCGUGUGAUGGGGAGGACGAAGAAGCUUACUGUGGGGUGCUGGCUGAUACGACACAGAUUGGUGCCGUUGUGGGGAGAGGAGGGAACAAUAUUGUGAGAAUGAGGACGGAGACUGGAGCUAAGAUUAGGAUUUUGCCGCCGCCCCCAUGCGGAAGGAAAAACGAUGAGUUAAUUCAGAUAACUGGUGGCACUUUGGCUGUCAAGAAAGCUCUGGUUGCUGUAUCUGGCUGCCUUCAAGCUUGCCCACCUUUGGACAGAGAGUCAACACCUAUGAGUGUUCCUACUGAGAAACCUUCACGUGGGACCUCCCCUGAUCCACACAUAGAAUUUUUUCCGAACCUUAGUUCGCUGUUGCCACCUAUGUCAGCAAAUUCUGUGAGUGCUGCAUCAAAUGCCACCUUUUCAUCUAUGGAUGCUGAUGGAGAUUCCAACCUGGAUUCAAAUGGUACACAAAAAGAAGUAGUCUUUAGAAUGCUCUGUUCCAAUGGUGCUGCCGGGGCCAUAAUUGGUAAGAGGGGGGCCAUAGUCAGAGCUUUACAAAAUCAAACAGGUGCUUCUAUAAUGUUUGCAUCCCCAGUAACCGAGUGUGGUGAGCGUGUUGUCACCAUUUCUGCAUUGGAGAACCUUGAAUCAUGUUAUUCUCCUGCACAAAAUGCUGUUGUUCUUGUAUUUGCAAGAUCAGUUGAGGCUGACAUUGGAAAAGGACUUCCAUCAGGCCUGAGUAAGGGUUCUGCUGUAACUGUUAGGCUUCUAGUUGCAAAAAACCUAGUCAGCUGCUUGAACGACAAAGGAGGCAGGGUACUUUCUGAGAUUGUAGAAGUCACUGGUGCUGAUGUACAAAUAUUAGAUGGAGACCUGACACUGGAUCAUUCUCCAGAGAAUGUAGUACAGAUUACUGGUGAGUAUAAAAGCGUGCAGAAUGCGAUCUUUCAAGUAACUAGUAGGCUAAGACAUAAUCUCUUGCCACCUGAAGUGCUUAAUGAAAUGAGAGUGAGGAACUGUUAUGGGAAAGUAAGCGAUACAGGUGUGCCUCAAGCGUACCAACCAAAAGGCUCAUCAUCAGAUACUGAUCAAGGACCUAAUUUAGCUCAAAGAACGCACCCUGGGCUCUCAGACAAUACUGCUGGUCCUCUUCCAUUCAAAUUGCAGCCACAACAGUUGCAGACUACAGGAAAUGGGUGUACAGUUGCCACCCAAGAUGUGGAGAGAGGCUCAACCACGUUUGGAGGGAGUUUAGACCUUGAGAGGUCACUGGAUUUUCUACUUCCUCGUGAAGUGCUCAAUGAAGUGGGAGGAAGGAGCCCCUUCAAGGAAGGGAGUGAGACUACUUCUGGCUUGCUUCAAUCAUUAGGCGUAUCUCUUGAUUCUGAUCAAGAGAAUGCUUUAACAAGAGCAGUGGGUAAUCUUGGGCUCUCUAACAGUGGAGGCUGUCCACCAAAAUCUCCGCUAUUAGAGACACUGAGAAGAGGACAUGGGCUGGCCAAUGCAGAGGGUAGAGGUGGUCUUGAAGUUGAAAGCAGUAAGAAGUCUGCUGUUGUGAAAAAUACAACUGUCGAGAUUGUUGUUCCUGAAGAUGUUUUUGGCUCCGUUUAUGGUAAACAUGGCUGCAACCUUGCUCGUCUCAAAGAGAUUUCAGGUGCUAAAGUCGAAGUUCAUGAUCCAAGUCCUGGUGAAAGUGAGGGGAUAGUUUUUAUAUCAGGGACUCCAGAUCAAACCCUGAUAGCACAAAGCUUGCUUCAAGCGUUCAUUCAAGCCAACCAGUAAUCUUCAUCACCAGAUAGUCGAUCUCACCAUUGGUAAUCACAUUAAUUGCAUGGGAGACAACUGAAUUUUGUUGCUCACUGGAAUUGAUGUUUGUGUUCCGUCCUGGCCAAGGGAACUACUUAUUCCAUAGCUGUCGUGGUUCCAUGUAGAAAAUGACGAGUAUAGGAGUGACCUGUUGAUAUGAAAUUGGUAAACCGUUAACAACUUAGCAAAAAUAUUUAUAACAAAGAUCAAACACAUAGGGUUGUUUCCAUAGGGAGGGGGUUUGUUAUUACACUUUUUCCAUUGGGAAAUGCUACAAUAGAUUAGUCUUGAAAUGGCAAUUAUUGAACAGUGCGAGUUCCGCGUUAAUGUUUUAUUUCUCACGAUGACAUUUUCUCUAUGGCUGUUACAGUCUCUUGACUCUAGGUAUAGUCUCACUGAUCAUUACUAUUUUCCAAUUUGUAGUUUCACGGAUCAGUAAAUCUUCUUGUCAAAAUUUAAAGAAAGAGGCAGUUUGGGGAAAUUUAAGGGAGAA